Aspergillus puulaauensis is the source of this 1077-nucleotide messenger RNA. It is a transcript of the gene GNPDA1, whose product is annotated as putative glucosamine-6-phosphate deaminase. Bases 1 to 1077 code for a protein of 358 amino acids. Lineage: Eukaryota; Fungi; Ascomycota; Eurotiomycetes; Eurotiales; Aspergillaceae. Gene Ontology annotation, cellular component: cytoplasm. Gene Ontology annotation, biological process: carbohydrate metabolic process; N-acetylglucosamine catabolic process; D-glucosamine catabolic process. The record is from RefSeq and is a predicted model, not a curated record. Gene Ontology annotation, molecular function: identical protein binding; glucosamine-6-phosphate deaminase activity. The transcript is spliced from 4 exons.
AUGAGGGUAAUUAUCCGUGAUACAUCUCUGCAGGCUUCAGAGUAUAUCGCCGACUAUAUCAUCAGUCGCAUCAAAACGUUCAAGCCUACUGAGAGCAAUCCAUUCGUGAUUGGCCUUCCAACUGGAAGCAGCCCUGAAGUCAUCUACAAAACCUUGGUCCGGCGCCACAAAGCUGGGGAAAUCUCGUUCAAACAUGUUGUGACGUUCAAUAUGGACGAAUACGUCGGGCUUCCCCGCGAUCAUCCCGAAUCAUACCAUAGCUUCAUGUACAAGCAUUUCUUCUCCCAUGUGGAUAUUCCGCCGCAGAAUAUCAACAUACUUGACGGCAAUGCCCCGGAUCUAGCGGCUGAAUGUGCUUCAUUCGAAGCACGCAUUGCUCGCUAUGGUGGCAUCGAGCUUUUCCUCGGCGGAGUGGGAUCUGAUGGGCACAUCGCAUUCAACGAACCAGGAUCAUCUCUCAACAGCCGCACCCGGGUCAAGACGCUGGCUUUCGACACGAUACUAGCGAAUUCUCGGUUCUUUAGCGACGAUAUGGCCCAAGUGCCUCGAAUGGCCCUAACUGUGGGUAUCCGAACCAUCAUGGAGGCGCGUGAGGUUGUGAUAGUGGCAACCGGCGCUCACAAAGCAUUGGCCCUCAAAGAAGGCCUUGAAGGAGGUGUGAACCACAUGUGGACCAUUUCGUCCCUUCAACUACACCAACAUCCCCUGAUUGUAUGUGAUCGAGAUGCGACACUGGAGCUUAAAGUAAAGACCGUCCACUACUUCGAAUCUAUCGAGAAAUCUGGGACAGAUGCCCGCACUCAAGGACCUCCUCUCGUUUAUCGGCCUAGGACAUAUGUUCCGGCUCCAAUGACAGUUGACAAGCCUCAGCAAGCGCUUACCCCUGCUGCCACACCGGAGAAAACGUCAAAAGACCUGAGGAUCAAUACGGAUCUCAGUCAGACGUUCGAAGAUGAGGAGCUCACCCCAGAUAGCAUGUCUUCACGUAUGGUCGACUCGGCUGUGGGCGGAUUAGACGCAACUCUGAAAAACGAUUUGAUGUUUGACCGUAUGAGUGCGAGAAUGAAAGCUCAUUAG